This is a messenger RNA of Thamnophis sirtalis, 2357 nucleotides long. NCBI's taxonomy places the organism in Eukaryota, Metazoa, Chordata, Lepidosauria, Squamata, Natricidae. The record is from RefSeq and is a predicted model, not a curated record.
UCACGGAGAAACCUGUGCGAAGAAGCCUUACUUAAAAUUAAAGGGGUCAUCAGCUUUACAUUUCAAAUGGCAAUUCAAAGAUGUGUUGUCAGAAUCAGAUCAGAUUUAAAAGCAGAGGCACUGGGCACAGCAAUAGCAUCAACCAAAGUUAUGAAAGCCCAGCAAGUUGUAAAAAGUGAAAGUGGAGAAGAGAUGUUGGUUCCUUUCCAAGAUACUCCAGUAGAAGUGGAGCAAAAUACUGACCUUCCUGAAUACUUGCCAGAAGAUGAAAGUCCUUCAAAGGAGCAAGACAAAGCCGUGUCCCGGGUUGGAUCACACCCAGAAGGGGCAGCCAGUUGGCUGAGCACAGCUGCAAAUUUUCUUUCCAGAUCCUUCUAUUGGUGACUUUGAAUCAAGGCUAAAGGACUGUGCCAACCAACAGGGGGUAGUUUUCCCAUUAUUUUGGCGAACUGCCGAGUGCAAUUUGCAAUAAGUUAUCGUAACAGAUUUUUUUAGACUACACAAAAUAUAUACUGUGUUUUACAUUUUAUUGGACAUUUUGGCCUUUUGAGCAUUCAGAAGAUGGAAGCCUCAAAUCAACGUUUGUUCAUUCCCUCCUCCCCCUCCUUUUAUGUUUUAUUGCCUCACUUUUUAAUGUGGGUCCAUGAUCAACCAAACAUUUUUGAAUUUAUGAAGCUUUAAGUUAACAUUCAUGAUAAAUAGGUGCAGAGCCCACUCAACAAAAAUGUCAGGACAUACGUGCAAAGAAAUUGUUAGCUCUGAUUUUACAAAAUGAAAUGCCUUUUUUUUUCCUUUUCUUUUUAGCCUUAUUUCAGAUUAUAUAUUUCAAUUAGAAGAAAAGAAAGAUAGAUUUAUUCACCUUUUUUUUCAGAGCCAGGGUGUCAUGCUCUAUUUGUAGGAAUGUAAGAUGACUUGGACUUGGAGAUUUGUUUUUUUUUAAUUGUUAGCCCGUAACCACUUUCAAUAGGAACGUUUUAGUAAGAAGAAGUUAAGACAGAAAUGCAUGUGUAUUUAUACACAUUAUAAAUAAUCUGCUGUAAAAAUGCUUCUGACGAAGGCUGUGAUUUUCCAAGGAUGACAAGAAACUAUUGAUUGGAAUGUAGGUCUUUGCUUUUCACAGACUUCAAUUUGUUCCCAUGAUACUUUGUCUGUAGUAGAAAGUCUGGUGACUGAUUUGGAAACAAACUUUUGAGUGAGAGCUGAAAAUACAAGUUUAUGGAGAAGGGAUAAGAAACAGGAUGCUGAAUAUGCCAUUGUGCUGCUACAUUUUAAACGUUUUGGCUUGAUAGAAACCAUAUAUUAUUCCUAUUGCCUUUUAAAGAAGCUGAUGUCCUGUGUCCAUAGGGCUGAUAUUUGGAGCUGUAUGACAGUCUAUGUCAUGUCAGAGCCAGGAGCAGGGCAAAAUUAGUGCCUGAUAGCUAGGGUUGAGGGGCAUCUUUGAAAAGAUGAAAAGUUCCUAAAAGUGCAUUGUAGUUAGUCUGUUAAAACACCUAUACUUGGAGAGCAUCAUCUUGCAUUGUAGCUCCUUAAAGAAGUUCUAAAGUGCUUGGAUCUUGUCUUUUAGUUCCCAAUAGUCAUAAAACAGGUGCUGUUUCAGUCGGCAAGAUGUUGAGAAGAGCAAUUAGAUUAUUGAAAUUUCAGCUGAGAUUUUUCUCAGUUUGUUAGAACAACUGCUACGUUGCACCACAGAAGUAUAGCUGAGAAAUUGCAGUGCUGUUCAAAAUUAAGUCCUUUGCAAUUCAUUUUGUGCUACAGUUGUUACAGAUACUGACUUUUUUGAGGCAAAGCUUUAUCUUUUGGAAGACCGUAGAUUUGUCUUGCACAAUUGCAGCAAUUAAAUAGCAUCAUGGAAUUCUCAUAUAAACAAAACUAAUGUGCAACAGAGAAGGAAUAGUCCAAAAAUAAUUUAAAAUUCACCUGAAUGCAGUGUCCUUUUAAGAUGAAGAAUUUACUUUCAGAUUAGAUUAUUUUCUUUUAUCAUAUCUUUAUUUGGUUAAAGUUUACGCACACAGAAUACAAGCUUUCUAAGGCAUGUAUUAUAAUCAAUAUGUAUUACAAAGCAUAUUGCUGUCUAGAAUGUUACAAUACCAAAUGUGUUUGCAAAGAUCUCCGCUGUGUAACUAUGGAUGCAAUGUUUACUUUUCAUUUUAACAUCUUUUCUCUACAUUUUGCAUUGCCGCACACCUCCUUUACUACAUGACACAUCUCUUUGGAUAUUAGUGAUUCUAUACUAGUAAAUAUUAAAAUGUGCAUUUGGUUUGUAAGUAUGCUUUUUUGGUCAGUAUUGCAGCUGUCCAGUUAAUGUAUCUGUAAAACAGAUUUUGCAAAACUGUAAAAUAAAAGUGUAAUAUAAUGAA